UCAAAAUGGGUCGUCGUCCAGCUCGCUGCUACAGAUACCAGAAGAACAAGGCUUACCCCAAGUCUCGUUUCUGCCGUGGUGUCCCUGACCCCAAGAUCCGCAUCUACGAUUUGGGUCGUAAGAAGGCCGGUGUCGACGAGUUCCCUCUCUGCGUCCACUUGCUGUGCGACGAGAAGCAGCAGAUCACGUCCGAGGCUCUCGAGGCUGGUCGUAUUUGUGCCAACAAGUACAUCUCCAAGAACUCUGGAAAGGACUCCUUCCAUAUGCGCGUUCGCCUCCACCCCUUCCACGUCCUGCGUAUCAACAAGAUGUUGUCCUGCGCCGGUGCUGAUCGUCUUCAGACCGGUAUGCGUGGUGCCUACGGUAAGCCCAUGGGUACCGCUGCCCGUGUCGACAUUGGUCAGGUUAUCUUCUCGAUCCGUACCAAGGAUAACAACAAGGCCAUCGUCAUUGAGUCUCUCCGCCGUGCCAAGUUCAAGUUCGCCGGUCGCCAGAAGAUCAUCGUCUCCAAGAAGUGGGGCUUCACCAAGCUCUCUCGCGAGGACUACGUCACUGAGCGUGCUGCCGGCCGUCUCCAGCCCGAUGGCUGCUACGUCAAGUACCUCAACGAGAAGGGUCCCCUCUCCAGCUAUUUUGAGAAGACUCUCCGCGCCCAGGCUUAAGCUUGUCUAGUACUUGAAGACGCAAAAUACAACAUCUUUUUUUUCAAUCAGAUAUAAAUACUUCCAUUACACCAUACUCCAUUAAUAUCUCGAUAGAAUGGAAUGAGCAGCUAUCAAGGUCAUUAUGGGUCUUUGAAUUCAAUAGGCUUCAAUGACCUCACCAUGACCCUCGUACUUCCCUCCUCCCCGCACCAGAUGGGAUCAUUUGCCU
This is a messenger RNA of Gamsiella multidivaricata, 873 nucleotides long. Its product is annotated as ribosomal protein L10e/L16. Gene Ontology annotation, biological process: translation; ribosomal large subunit assembly. NCBI's taxonomy places the organism in Eukaryota, Fungi, Mortierellomycota, Mortierellomycetes, Mortierellales, Mortierellaceae. The record is from RefSeq and is a predicted model, not a curated record. Gene Ontology annotation, cellular component: cytosolic large ribosomal subunit; ribosome. Gene Ontology annotation, molecular function: structural constituent of ribosome. The transcript is spliced from 3 exons. Bases 6 to 662 code for a protein of 218 amino acids.